AUGAAUAAACAAGUGUCUGAAAAGUUCGAGAAUCUAUGGGAGUUUUUUCCCGAUGAAUUGACCAGUGAUAAAAAGUAUCAAUUUAAAAAAGGAAAUUUCUUAGAUGGUUAUUGUGGUAGUAAUAGUUGUGAUAAUGAUUCCGAAAAAAUUAGUGCUGGAUUUUUUUAUUUGCUUAAUGGAUUUUUUGGGGAUUCUAAUUCGUUUAACUUUGAUGAAAAAAGUAAAAACGAUAUUUUUUAUUACACUAUUAUAUGGUUAAGUUAUAUGUUAAACCUAAAGGAUCAAGUAGGAACUAAGACCAAUCUACAAUAUUUUUAUGAUAUAGAUAUAUCAAAUCAAAAUAGGUAUACAAAUCCUAUAGCUGGUUUUACGGAGUAUACUAGUUAUAAGGAUCUUUUAGAUAAAAAAAAAAUUGUGAAUAUGGAUAUUAAAGCUAUAUCUAAAUUGUAUGUUCCAUUUAAAUCAUUAUGUAACAUGUAUUAUGGAUUUAAGGAAGGGGAUCAAAAAUGCAAUAACUAUUUGAACGAUGAUAAUGAAUUUUUUAAAAAAUAUAAAGAACUUAAGGAUGAUUCUAGUAUUACUAAUGAUAGUUCCUGUAGUCAAAUAUUAUCUGCUUUAUCAACUGAUUAUAAUAAAUUAAAAGAGAAAUGUAAAAAUGAUAAAUCUGGUAAUAUUCCAUCUCCUUCAGAGAUAACAACAGACAUUUCUACACAAUCAUCAUUAAGUUCGUCGAUAGGAAACAAAUUAUUUAUAGUUUUAUCGAUAUUUGGUGCAAUAGGAUUUUUUUUAGGAAUUUCUUAUAAGUAUUCGUUAUUUGGAUUUCGGAAACGAUUUCAAAAACAAAAAUUAAGAGAAAAACUAAAAAAUAUAAAGAAGAAAAUGAAUCAUUAA
Molecule: messenger RNA, 891 nt
Organism: Plasmodium yoelii
Lineage: Eukaryota; Apicomplexa; Aconoidasida; Haemosporida; Plasmodiidae
Product: PIR protein
Exons: 3
Coding region: 1-891 (296 amino acids)
Source: RefSeq, a predicted model, not a curated record